Molecule: messenger RNA, 1861 nt
Organism: Dendronephthya gigantea
Lineage: Eukaryota; Metazoa; Cnidaria; Anthozoa; Malacalcyonacea; Nephtheidae
Product: transducin beta-like protein 2
Exons: 13
Coding region: 472-1854 (460 amino acids)
Biological process (GO): endoplasmic reticulum unfolded protein response
Cellular component (GO): endoplasmic reticulum
Molecular function (GO): protein binding
Source: RefSeq, a predicted model, not a curated record
CAUUGUCUAUCCAACUCUAUCGCCCAUUAGGCAACAAUUAUAAUUUACUUUUCGCAUAUGCUUUCUUGUGAGCUACAGAUUUGGGUUUCCUGUAUAAUACGUAGUGGUUUACCUCAAAAUAUGUAAAGAAUUGAUAAGUUCUUUUGGUUUUUUGCAUUAUCAGUACGGGGCCGUACGGCUAGCUGUUUUAAAAUUUAAAUCGAAUCUAAUUACAAAGUAAGACAACCAUGUAAUAUUAAUAAUGGCAGCGAGCUUUAGAGCGAUCGCUUCGACUAUGUGAUUUAUCUCUUAGUUGUGUUUGUUUGAUUAAUUUGUACACUCCAAUUUCUGUCAAAGUCAAGGGUUCCAAAUCCAAAAUCUACCAUUAUCUUCAUCUUUCUGAGCGCAAUAUAAAAACUGGAGCAAUACUGCAUUUUAAUACGAGCCCCUCGCUCGUAUCAAGUCAGCGGUGAUUUUGCUGACGUUUACAAUAUGGCGGACGAAGAAGAAUCUUUAGGAAUUGUACAAUUCACAGUAAUACUGCUAGUUACCGUCGUGUUUGGCGGCUUCCUAGUGUACCUAGUGUUUUCCAUUGGCGGGAAAAAGGGCAAGAAAGAUGCUAGCAACGAUUCGCGUAGCGAAACCAAAGUAGAAGACCUCAAAGCAGAGAACAAUACUGCCGAAAGUUCGAAGGUUUCCAAAAAGGCACCUACAAAAAAUUCGAAACGCGUUGCAGCCAGCGAGCAUCCGAAACAAUUGUGUAUACUUAAGGGACAUACAUCUGAUGUGCUUUAUAUAGAGUUUACGAACAACGGGAAAUUGUUAGGUUCCACUUCGUCAGAUAGGACGAUAAGGCUGUGGAGUGUUAAAGAUUUUAAUGAAAGAGAUCAUAAGUAUAUUCGUGGUAACGUAGAGUGGGAUCAUGCGACAAAAAUCAAUCUCACACAAGAUGCGAGUGGCGAUGUUGAGAAGCCAGUAAAAUUCAGAGCAUUCAUCUCUGCGCUGGCCAAUGGGAACACGAUACGCGUAUUCAAAGUUCAGAAAAAGCACGACGGAACUGGAAACACCGUGACGGGGGAGUUUGACUUUCCCCAGCAGCACAAGGCUGAUAUCAUCAAUGUCGGUGUAUCAGCCACCGGGAAGUUCAUCAUGUCUUGCUCAAACGAUACCACAAUCGUCAUUUGGAAUCUCAAAGGAGAAGUUCUGGAGACUCUGAACACAAAUCAAGUGAACAACAGCUUUGCUUGUAUUUCACCUUGUGGCCGCUUUGUGGCUUCGGCAGGUUUUACAUCAGACGUGAAACUCUACGAGGUGGAAUUCACAAAGACUGGAGAUUUUAAGCAGGUGUCGCGGGCGAUGGAUUUGAAAGGACACAGCGCUGGUGUUUAUCAUUUUAGUUUCUCAGCUGAUUGCACCAGGAUGGCAACUGUGUCGAAAGAUGGCACGUGGAAAAUUUGGGAUAUUGAUGUGGAAUACAAUAAAGGGCAAGAUCCUUCCUUAUUGAUGACAGGGGUGUACUCGGGGCAUCACAAUAACAUGUUCAUAGCAAUCUCACCUGAUGCAUACGUUGUUGCAAUUAGUAUGGGACGUUCCAUUGGAGUGUUCAAUACAACAACAGGAGAAUUAGAAGAAAUGCUUGAAAACGUGCAUUCUGACGACAUCAGUUCUUUGACUUGGCAUCCGUCGUGUCAUUUCUUUGCCUCUGCUGGUGGGGCUGAUAAACACAUACGAGUGUGGCACAAUACCGCUGGCAUCAAGGCUCAGAUACACGACCUCGAAGGACAAUUGAAGAAAGCUAAAACGGAGAGCCUCAAGACACGUCUGGAACAUAGGAUUCUGGAAGCAAGAUCAACGUUGGAGAAGAUCUCAUUUUAGACACGUC